Molecule: messenger RNA, 789 nt
Organism: Magallana angulata
Lineage: Eukaryota; Metazoa; Mollusca; Bivalvia; Ostreida; Ostreidae
Exons: 1
Coding region: 1-789 (262 amino acids)
Biological process (GO): DNA integration
Molecular function (GO): nucleic acid binding
Source: RefSeq, a predicted model, not a curated record
AUGGACAAAGAAGUGGAAAAGUACGUGAAAUCAUGUCAUGGAUGUCAGAUUACUAGUGCAUAUCCAAAACCGGAGCCAAUCAGUCCAACACCUUUACCGACGGGACCAUGGCAAGAAUUGGCAAUUGACUUACUGGGACCAUUAACAUCAGGACAAUAUGUGUUAGUUGUAGUGGACUACUUCAGCCGUUAUUAUGAAAUUGAAAUUACCAAAGACAUUACAAGUGAGAAAAUCAUUGAUGCUCUAGAGGGAAUGUUUUGUAGACACGGAAUUCCAUAUCAAAUUACAUCUGAUAAAGGACCACAAUUCAAGUCUAAGUUAUUUGAGGAUUAUUUGACAGAUAACUGCAUCAAACACAGAGCAGUUACACCAUUACAUCCGGCUGCAAACGGGGAAGUUGAACGUCAAAACCGGUCAUUGAUAAAAAGGAUUAGAAUUGCACAAGCAGAAUCUAAGGAUUGGAAGAAAGAAAUCCGGAAAUACUUGUUUGCAUAUCGAACAACUCAACACAGUACAACUGUGGUGUCGCCUGCAGAAUUGAUGUUCCGCCGUAAACUGAGGACAAAAUUACCGCAAGUAGAGAAUCUACAAGAAAAUGUGUUUGAUGAAGAAAUGCGAGAUAAGGAUGUGUAUUCAAAGUACAGAAACAAGCUGUAUGUUGAUGAGAAACGUGGUGCAGUCGAUUGCGAUUUAGAGCCUGGAGAUUCAGUCCUUUUGAAAAAAGCAGUCAAAGACAAAAUGGACACUCCGUACCAUGCAGAGCCAUAUACUUUGGUACAGAAAACUUGA